AGGAGGAAGAAGAAGAAGAAGAAAAAGAAAACAUUUUCGAUUUUCCAGAACCGCAACCACUUCUCCAUCCGCCAUCCUUCUCUCUCCCUCCAAAGUAUAUGUGGUUCCGCAACCACCGGAAUGAGGCGGAGCCGCCCGCCUUCGGCCGGAAACGCUGACCCUACCCCUUCUCCACCCCCCACCCACCUUCCAUGGAGUCGCGAUCUCUAAUCCUCGCCGUGCUCCUGACCGUGCUCCUUUCCCCCCACCUCGUCUCCGCCGAUGUCCCCUCCUUCGGCCCCUUCCCGUCGCCGUCGUCAUCCCCAUCCCCAUCCCCAUCUCCGUCGCCGUCGUCAUGCCCAUCCCCGUCGCCGUCGUCAUUCCCAUCUCCGUCGCCGCACACUUACGCCACGCUGCAGAAUCAUGUGACAUCGACCGCCCGCCAGCUGCCGCAUCAGCCUAGUAGCAAUGACGGCCACCAGGAGCAGCCACCGGCGCCGCCCGGAAAAUUUGACCGGCUCAAUCUCGGGGAGAAGGUUGGGCUGGCGUUUCUCGCCGUCGCCGUGGCGCUCCAUGUGGUGCUGGGGGGAUUCCUGGUCUUCCAGAGACAGCAGUUGAGGAAAAUGGAGCGCGGGGAUCGGCUGAUGGCGGAGGAGCCUUCCUCUUCCUCUGCUUCCUCUUCUUCUUCGUGAUCCUUGGGAUUAGGAUUGGGGCUUCCCCAAAACCCAAGUUUUUCCUCUCCCAUGGAUGGAAAAAGUUGUUUCUUUCUUAUCUUCCCCGAGCCACCGCUAGAAAUCGGUUCAUUCAGAAUCCAAUUUUGAGUCUCGCGCUCGGGAAUCGGAUGCUCGGUGAUCAGUUGAUUGGCUUGGAUUUAUCUGAACAAGACUUCGUGAGCCCCAAAGAUGCGUGGACGAUUAAAGGGGGAUGAAGGAGACUGCAAGAACUGUAGCAAACGAAUAUGCAUUGGGAAGUCGCAUCAUUCAACAACCAUGAAUCCACAUCCAUCAUCGAUCGCCUCAACUGCGACAUCGUCACUUUUUAUGGAGGACUAACAGCAUCUUAGGCAAUAGGUUUUUGGAGGACUAUUAUCACCCUCGUCACUUAUGUUUUAUUUUGAUGGUGAGACUUCUUGUUUAAGAAUUUUGAGAUUCGAUGCCCUUUCAA
Molecule: messenger RNA, 1143 nt
Organism: Musa acuminata AAA Group (dessert banana)
Lineage: Eukaryota; Viridiplantae; Streptophyta; Magnoliopsida; Zingiberales; Musaceae
Exons: 2
Coding region: 192-671 (159 amino acids)
Source: RefSeq, a predicted model, not a curated record